CUGGCCGCCCGCCGGGGACCCCCAGGGGGGGCUGGAGGAGAGCGAGGACCCCCCCUCCCCCUGCAGCUGCCCUCCAUCCCCCCCUGCCCCAGGGGGUGGGGCUUGUCCACUCAAGCCCUUCCCCCUGGAGCCUGCCAGGGGGCAUGGCACAGGGACCUCGAGGGACCAAAGCUCAGAGGAUGCUGGGAAGGGUCGGAGCCAAGGGAUGUCUCCAGACCAGAGCCCAGAGGAUGCUGGGAAGGGGCGUGGCCAAAGGAUAUCUCCAGACCAGAGCCCAGAGGAUGCUGGGAAGGGGCGUGACCAAGGGACAUUGCCAGACCAGAGCCCAGGGGAUGCUGGGAAGGGGUGUGGCCAGCCCUUGGCCCCGCCCCCACCGGAGCCUGAGUUCCUGUCCUGGGCCGAGAUCCGCCGGGCCUGGCAGGAGAAGGAGCGGGGGCUGGGGGCUGCUGGGGCUCCGCCCCCAAUGCUGCGGCGGGGGCGGGUCCGGGGGCAGGGCCCAAGGCUGGAGCCCGCCCCCUGGGCGGAGCCCCUGCGCAUCGUGGAGGACUCGGACACUGCUGGGGGGCCGUGGGCUGAGGGGCCGCCCCUGGCACCGCUCCCGCCCCUGGCGCGAAGCAACGUGCAGCUCCUGGCGCAGCUCUACAGCGAGCGGAUUGGACGGCUGCGCAUGCCUGCCCGGCCCCCCCGGCCCUCCCUGGCCCCCCGCACCGUGCUGCUGCCCCCCACCGCUGCCGAGAUGGAGAUGGAGAGGGAGACGGAGCUGCCCGGAGCCCCUGCCUGCGAGCCGCGGCUCUACGGGCACGUGCUGGUGCGGGACCCCCCACGCCACGUGUGCUGUGUGCAGGAGACACCGCCGCGCCUCAGCGCCGCCCGGGGCUGCACCCGCGACCUCCAUGCCACCCGGCCCCCGCCCCUCCGCCCGCCCGCACGCCUGGUUCCCACCGCUGCCACCACCCAGGAGUCUCCAGGCCCAGAGGACGGGACACAGAUGUACAGCACCGUGCACCCGGCUCCUUUGGAGCCUGCGGAGGGCACCCCACUCCCACGCGGACGCCUGGGUCCCGCAGCCGAGGACCCGCCAGAGACUGCCACCCGCAGCCCCGCCAUGCUGCCAGGCCCGGAGGAGAUGACACAGACGUACAGCGCCAUGCACGCAGCCUCGCCAGCGGCUGAGGGGAGCACCCUUGUGCCUGUCGCCACCCCCGUGCCUGUCACCACCCUGCUCCCGCCUGCGGCCGAGGACCCCCUGGAGAUAGGGGCUGCCUGCAGCCCCCUGGAAUCCCCCGGCCCAGAGGAGGAGACAUCCAGCGCCGUGCACACGGCCCUGCUGGGGACAGAGGGGGGCACCCUGGUGCCCAUCGCCCCCCUCCUCCCACCCGGACUCCUGCAUCCCACGGAGGAGCCCCUGGCGGAGACAGCUGUCCCCCAGCACCCACCGGGCCCGGAAGAGGAGACGCCGCCGUGCAGGGCCGUGCGCCCAGCCCUGCCGGGGGCUGAGGGGAGCACCCCAGUGCCCCUCGCCCACCCUGGCAGCCCAGAUCAGGGCCCGCCCCUGGCCCCCCGGCGCCCCUCGGCCCUGUCCCGAUACCUCGCCGCCUCCUGCAUCAGCCAGAGCCUGGCCAAGCGGCCUGGGGGGGGCGGCACCCCCAGCCCCACUCUGCCCCGCGCCAGCUACGCCACCACCGUCAACAUCCAGCUGGGGGGUGGCGGGCGCGUUGCCGGCUUCCGCAUGGCCCAGGUCAGCCUCACUCCUCCCCCGUUAGCCCCCCCCAGCGCCCGCCGCCUGGGCGCCUGCCAGGGGCCCCCCAAGACGUGACCUCCCCGCCCCACUCCGUGGGGGCACCAGGACCAAAGGGAAGGCUGAGGAGGGGAGGGGUUAACAGGCCCUGGGGGGGGGAUAAGGUGGGCAGAUCCCACCUGGGGUUAAAGUGUGGGGUGGGGUAUUGUGCAGAUGGCUGUGGGGAUCCCACGGCUUCCACCAAGUGCUGAGGAGCAGUGUCAGUUUACACCUGGGUGUGGAUUUGGCCCCCCAGGAGCCAACUGCAGGGGAUCCCACUUCUGGAACCAAUUGCAGUGGUGCCAGUUUACACCUGGCUGUGGGGUUGCCCCCCUGCAUGCCAACUGGGGUGGGGGAGGAGGGAGUCCCCCUGCUAACACUAGUUAUCCUGGUGUGAUAACUGUUUACACUAUUGGUCCCUGUAGAUUUGGCCCUGAGGGUACUUGUGGGGGUCCCACCCUACAACCACUUGCCGUGGUGCAGUGCCAGUUUAUGCCCAUCUGUGGAGUUGCCAAGUGCAAGGGGGGGGAAUCCUACUGCUAACACCAUCAAUGCCACUGCUGCAAUGCCAGUUUACACCUCUGCUCCCAUGGAUUUGGCCCUGGGGAGGUCAGUGGGGUUCCCACAGCUGACACCAAUUCUACAGGUGUGACAUUGGUUUAUGCCCCACUGUGCAGUGGGGCCCCUGGGUGCCAAAGGAAGGGAUCCCAAUACUGCCACCAGCUCUACUGGUGCAAUGUCAAUUGACACCAUGGGUACAAUGCCAGUUUAUACCCCUCUGCAGCCGUGGCCCCCUGGGUGCCAGUUGAUGUGGAUCCCAUGGCUCCCACCACUUCUACUGGUGCAGUGCCAACUGACACCCCUCCCCCCUGUGGAUUUGGCCCCGUGGAGGCCGUGGGGCUCCCACGACUGCCACCAGUGCAGUAUACGUCCGCACUGAGGGUUUGGCUCUGUGGGUGCCAAUGGAGCUGCACUGAUUUACACCUCCCAAUGCAGUGACACUGGGGGUCCGGUCCUGGGGGAGGGGGGGCUGUGCUCCAUGGUGCAAUUAGAGCCGAAGGAAUCUUUGCCCCUCCCCCCUUCUGCCUCAGUUUCCUAGGCUCCUGGGGGCCGUAGUGGCUGUGCGGGGGGCACUACCGUAAUUCAUGGACUAAUCGAGCCUCCAAGUGCAAUGGGAGCAGGUUACAACUGUGGGUUGGGCUCUCCUCCCAGGCCUGGGUUGUGUGGUCUAGCGGUGAGCGACGGUGCCAGGACUCCGGGGUUCUUUUCCCAGGCCUGGGUGUUGUGUGGUCUAGCGGUGAGCCACGGUGCCAGGGCGCCUGGGUUGUGGCCGGUGUGUGUGGCCUCGUGGCUACAGCCCGGGGGCCGGGACUCCCGGGUUCUUCCAGCCUGAGGAAGAAGGGCACGUGUUUUGGGGGGGCGGUGUGGAGCCCAGGCUCCCCGGUUCCUAGCUGCAAGCCCGAGGAAGGGAGCGAGGCCUAGUGGCUGGAGGGUGCUGGGAGCCUGGACUCCUGGGUGCCACAGCUCGAGCUGUCCCCCCCCAGCAGCAUUCAACCCCCAGCCCCUGCACAGCCCGGCUCCUACCCCCCGCGGCACCUGGGGGCUCACGGGCCAGGCGGGCUUGUAUCGGUUUUGGAAAGGGGCCCCCCCCCCCCGCCAAUAAAGAGCAGC
Messenger RNA from Alligator sinensis (Chinese alligator), 3448 nucleotides. RefSeq names its product pleckstrin homology domain-containing family G member 2. The transcript is spliced from 2 exons. The coding region runs from base 206 to 1816 and encodes 536 amino acids. The record is from RefSeq and is a predicted model, not a curated record. Lineage: Eukaryota; Metazoa; Chordata; Crocodylia; Alligatoridae.